AUGAGAGGAGAUAAAUCACUGGCUAAGCCACUGGGUUACCCUGCACUGGACUCCGACUGUUGUGGCAAACUCAAGGAGCUGCCAGGGGACUCCAUCGUCUCCAUCGCCGACUCCAUCGACCUGUCGGGGAAGAACAAGAAGCGGCGCAAUCGCACCACCUUCAGCACCUUCCAGCUGGAGGAGCUGGAGAAGGUGUUCCAGAAGACCCACUACCCAGACGUGUACGCGCGAGAGCAGCUCGCCCUGCGCACCGAACUCACAGAGGCACGAGUGCAGGUUUGGUUCCAGAACCGCCGGGCCAAAUGGAGAAAACGGGAACGCUACGGGAAGAUCCAGGAGGUCCGCAACCAUUUCGCUGCCACUUAUGAUAUCUCCCUCCUACCUCGCUCCGAUACAUACCAGGUACACACAGACGUAUAGACCCAUGGUGUGUCUGACCCAGAGACCUGACCUUUAUUAAACACCACUACC
This is a messenger RNA of Clupea harengus (Atlantic herring), 471 nucleotides long. RefSeq names its product homeobox protein aristaless-like 3 (gene alx3). The coding region runs from base 1 to 420 and encodes 139 amino acids. NCBI's taxonomy places the organism in Eukaryota, Metazoa, Chordata, Actinopteri, Clupeiformes, Clupeidae. The transcript is spliced from 3 exons. Gene Ontology annotation, molecular function: DNA-binding transcription factor activity, RNA polymerase II-specific; RNA polymerase II transcription regulatory region sequence-specific DNA binding. The record is from RefSeq and is a predicted model, not a curated record. Gene Ontology annotation, biological process: regulation of transcription by RNA polymerase II.